UCCAAAGUCGGGGGACAGAAGUUUUGGAACGUGGCAAGACAAAGUAUAGGAGGAAAAAGAAAGCACUAAUGUUUAUGUCACCCGGCGAUAUUGUGAAUUUCCUCCUAUGUCUCCCUUAGUGUUCUCCGGUGUGCAGCUCUGCUGCUGUUCCUUUGUUGCACCAAGCAUUGAUUAGUAGUUGCCUGUGCUCUAGCAUUUGUCGUGCACUCGGGCAGCAAAGGGUGGUGAUUGAAAGCUAGGCCUGUGGAGCCAGGCUGGGAUUCUGGCUCCAUCGUGUGGCUUUGGGCGAGUUACUCAAGCUUUCUGUGCUGUUUUCGUCUCUGCAGAAAUGGGGCCGAUGGGAAUAGUACCCAACUCCUGGUAUGCUGAGGGCUGAUGAGUUGGUGUAUGUCAGGCUUUCUGAACAAUGCUUGACACCCAGGAACGGCUAAGUCAGUGCUUGCUAUUAAUUUUCUUUCUGCCACUGCUGCUGCUACUCCUACUGCUCUUAUGAUUAUUCUUAUUUCCCUGUUACUGCUACCCCAGUCAGGGUGCUGAGCGCUUGACCUACAUUAUCUCUCUUUUUUUCUUUUUUUUAAUUGAAGUAACAUUGAUUUAUAACAUUAUGUAAAUUUCAGGUGCACCUCGUUAUAUUUCCAUUUCUGUAUGGAGUGCAUCAUGGUCACCACCCAAAGACUAAUUAUCAUACAUCACUGUAACCUAUAUUAUCUCUUGUUCUCAUGGUAACCCUUUGAAGUCUAAACCAUCUUUUAUUUUCCAUUUUUUUCCAGCUAUCUGUUGGAAGCUUGGGGAGAUUAAGUGACACAGCCAGUAAGAAGUAAAGCUCAGAUUUAAACCCUGGCAGUUUGGCUCCAGAGCCUGAACUCUAGGUUCUAUACUUGACUACAUCCCCCGUCAUAGGGCAGCCACAGUGUGGAUGCCAGGGCACAUUGUGCUGGGAGUGGGGCACGAAAACAGGAGGAUGGACUCAGGCAAGUUCUGGAGGAGAUGAAAGCUUUAUAUGAACAAAACCAGUCUGAUGUGAAUGAAGCGAAGUCAGGUGGACGAGGUGAUUUGAUAUCAACCAUCAAAUUUCGACACUGUUGUUUGUUAAGAAAUCGCCGCUGCGCUGCCGCAUACCUGUAUGACCGAUUGCUUCGCAUUAGAGCACUCAGGUGGGAAUGUGGCAGUGUCUUGCCAAAUGCUUUACGAUUUCACAUGUCUGCUGAAGAAAUGGAGUGGUUCAAUCAUUAUAAAAAAUCCCUUGCUACUUACAUGAGGUCACUGGGAGGAGACGAAGGUUUGGACAUUACACAGGAUAUGAAACCUCCAAAAAGCCUAUAUAUAGAAGUGCGGUGUCUAAAAGACUAUGGAGAAUUUGAAGUUGAUGAUGGUACUUCAGUCCUAUUAAAAAAAAAUAGCCAGCACUUUUUACCCAGGUGGAAAUGUGAGCAGCUGAUCAGACAAGGUGUUCUGGAGCAUGUCCUGUCCUGACUUCACCCUGGGGCGCUGCCAGGCUUCCCUGGGGUGCAACGUGGAACCCAGCCAUGGAAACGUCUACACAUGCCUCUCCACCGUCCUCUGUCCCCAGCCCUCUUUGGCUGUAAAAGUUGCGUCCUUUAAGAUAGUCAGGAGUACUUGGCUGAGGAGUGGAGUUUGUUUUUCUGUUGUAUAGGAUUCCUCCUCCUCUUUGUAAUAAGCUGUACCUGUAAUCAUAACACUCCGACAGUCACUACAACAUGCAGUUUUUUUAAUGAAAAUUAACUUUUAUUACAUUUGAAUCUCUUUUAAACAAUGAGAGUUUCACGGGGCUGUUGUGUUGUUUCUGCUAGUGUGUGUUGUGCAAGCCAGGGAGCUGAAUUUGUGGAAUACGUGUUUCCAAGUCACUUGCGCGGGUGGAGAUGAUGGUCCAUAAAAACUUUCAGUAUAUUUAACGUUUAACGACGUACUAAUUUGUCAUCUGGCUGUUUGGGAAGGAAGAGAGGAAGGACACAAUGGGUUUUGCCCAUUUCCAAUAAUGGCGGCUGGUCUGGCUCGUGCCUGCCUGCGAGCUUGUGGGGUGAGCACCAGUAUCACCACUUUGGAAAGAGAAAUAGAAAUUGGGGCUAGAAAAGGAACUUUGUGCAGUUUUCCCCCAGGCUUACAUUGACCGAAAAGUCACAUGAAGAGUUGGUCAGCCAAGUGGAGAGCAAUUUCUUUGUCCGAUGAGCUGUGAGUGGUGUAGGAGCUGGAGAGGCACCAAGUGGUGUUGCCUGGUGGUCAGUGGCCUUUGCCCACCAGUCCCUCCAUGACCAGCCCAGUGAUCUGAAAGAGGCAUUCAAAUGUGAGAGUCCAGAUAAGCCUGGUACCGGGCGCACACUGCAUGUGCAGUUUCAUUUUUAUAGAGGGGACUGUUUCUGGCCAAAAUUAUAUUCAAGAAAUCAGGUUAUAGAAACCUUUACCUAGCAUGUGGAUCUGUAUGUUUUCAUAAUAGACCUACUUAGGUCAGUCGGCUGCCCUUCGCAGAUUAUUUUCAUUAUUAAAAAUAAUUUCUCCCCAUAGUUUUCAUAGUCGGAUCAGGUUUUCAUCUGAAUCUUUGGUGAUAAACAAUAAGGAAAAUUUCCUGAGUGGAUGGGAUGGGUGAGGUUGGUAUUUGACUGUGGGUCUGUAGUCACUUCCUUCCCUCGUAUUCCACUCCCGGAGCAUGUGGAACCACACACACAGCGAGCCCCAGGUCCCCGCGUCAGCUAGGAGGAUAGACAGCCGAGAGGACAUGGCUCUGUCGCCAGCCCAGCAUCAUUCCCCAACUUCGAUUAUACGAGGUACUUUUGUGUUUAAUUCCCCAGAUAAAAUAAGUAUGUUCUUUAUUUGAAAUGAAUGUAUACUAGUUGAAUUUAAAAUUUUGGAGGUUUUAUUGAUUUAUAUUGACUGGCUCUGUAUUUAGAAUUGUGACUAGAAUUUUAAACAAAUAGCAUUUUUUCUUAUUAUGAAGGUAAUAUAUGUGCAGUUAAGAAAAAUACAGUGUAGAAAAUGAAAGUAAGUUCUCCUUCACUUACUAAAUACCAUCAUCCAGUGUGCUCACUAUUAGCUGGUUAUGUACAUAAAGUACAAUCCCAUUUCUUUUUAAGUGGUUUCCCAAUUAUUUUCUAGUUUUUGUUGUAAUGUGAAUGAAAUCUUUUUUCUAUUAUAUUUUCUAAUUGGCUUUGGUUAAUACAUGUAAGAAAGCUGCAAAUUAAGAUGAUGUGGCCAAAUUCUAAUAUUUAUAUAAACAUUUCUUUUUCACAUUGAUUUUGUUGUCUAGAACUUUCAGAAAAGUGUUGACUGCUGCUGGUAAUAGCUGGCAGCUUAUCUUUUUCCUGACUUGAUUGGAAUGCCGCCAUCUUUCUCAACCUUUCUAUCCCAUACUUCUCCAGGAAAAAUACCAAAACUUGUGGCCUCCCUCAGUGCAACUUGAAGCCUCAAAAUAAAUUCAAUAUUAUAAUUAAAAAUAAACAGUGAUAUUAACAAAUAUGAUUUUUCCAAGUGAGCUUUUGGAACUUGAGUGAUGAUCAUGUGGUUUCUUACUUAACCCCCCAAUGGAAUGGAUUAUUUAAAGAGAAUUGUGUUGUUGACCUCUCUUGCCUUCCCUGGGCUACACUCUUCUUGGCCAAGUGUGUCAACCUUUCAGUGAACUGCAAGGUUUGAUUUGCUGUUUAUUGGGGAAUUUUGCAACUGUGAGUGAUGUUGGUUUAUAGAGUUUUAGAAGAGGGGAGUGUGUGCACCCACGGGUGUGUGUGUGUCUGCUUUGUCAGUGUUGUCAGUUAUCUAUUCUAUGAAACAAACCACCCAAAACGUGGUGGCUUUAAACCACCCCAUUUUAUUAUCUCUCAUGAUUCUGUGGGUUGACUGGGCUCAGCUGGGUGGUUCUGCAGGUCUCGAUGGAGUUUCUGAUGCGGUUGCAUUCAGAUGCUGGCUGGCUGGCUCAGCCUCCCUCUCUCUGUGUGGGGUCUCCACGUGGUCCCUCUAGCAGGCUGGCUACACUUCUCGCCCAGCAGCUCAGGACUCCCACAGUGGUGAGAGGGUGGAAGUAGGCACUGCUGGUUUUCUGAAAGGCUAGGCCUGGUACUGGACUAGCAUCACUUCUCUGCACCCCUCAGUGAGCCCAAUCACAGGCUGCCCAGAUUCAGCGAAGGGACCGUGUGAACCACAGGAAGGCGGGAAUACUGAGCGGCCCCCACAGCCAGUAUGGUGUCAGUGUUCUGGCGUCUAAAGUGAGUUGGUUGCCUGUUUUGAACAGAAAUGUAACCUUUUACAUAGCUUUAAUACCUACAGAACCAUCUGGGUCUAUGUUGUUCUUUGAUAAGUCUUUUUAUUGUCUUCUUUAGUUUUUGGUCAAGUUUUUUACUUUUUCUUUAGUAAAUUUUAGUUAUUAUGUUUUUCUAAAUCUAUUUUAAUCUAUAUUUUGAAGUGUAUUAGAAAUUUUUUUUCUUUUCUCUAUUAGGUCAUUAGGUCUAUUAGGUAUCUGUUUUCUCUUUUUUGUCUUAGUCAUGUAACUUUUUAAAAAAUAUGUGUAAUGAUUAUUAAUCUUUUAGGAUGUAGAGGAGGGAGAUGCAAAUUUUAGAUGAUUUAUUUCUUGAUUUUCACAAUUGAUAGUAUUUAGGAUGAGUUGAAUUUAUUAUUCUAUUUUGUAACUUUAUAAAAAACAAUAUAUUCACAUGGUAGAAAAUAUAUAUGUAUAAUAAGAUGUACAACAAAAACUCUUGCUUCCUCCUCUGUCCUUAUCCAUCCUGUUCCCAUACUCAUAGCUAACCACUUCUAUUCAUUUCAUGAGUACGUUUUGAGUGUUUUUGUAUAAAUAAAAGAAAAUAUGAAUAUAAAUUCUUGUUUCCCUCUUCCAUAAAAGAUACCAUACUAUAAAACGUUUGUGGUAUUCACUGUAUGGCUGUGUUAUGCUCUGAAUUGUGUUCCCCCUAAAUUCAUGUGUUGAAGCUGUAACCAGUACCUCAGAAUGUGACUGUAUUUGGAGAAAGGGCCUUCAAAGAUGUCAUUAAGAUAAAAUGAGGUCCUAAUCCAGUAUGACUGACAUCUUUAUAAGAAGAGGAAAUUGGGACAUCCUGGCUGUGAGACUUGAUUACGUGAACACAGCGAUAAGACGGCCAUCUGCAAGCCAAGGAGGGAGGCCUCAGAAAAAAACAACCUUGCUGACAGCGUGACCCUGGAGUUCCAGCCUCCAGAACUGAGAGAAAAUAAAUUUCUGUUGUUUACACCACCCAGUCUGUGAUCUUUUGUUAUGUCAACCCUAGCAAGCUAAUACAGGUUGUUAAAUACUUUUUCUUAAAAAUCUAUUUCCCUAUUGAUGGACAAUUGAAUUGUUUCCAGCUUUUUGCUAUUACAAAUAAAGCUAACAUGAGUGA
This is a messenger RNA of Diceros bicornis minor, 5351 nucleotides long. It is a transcript of the gene GINS1, whose product is annotated as GINS complex subunit 1. Lineage: Eukaryota; Metazoa; Chordata; Mammalia; Perissodactyla; Rhinocerotidae. The record is from RefSeq and is a predicted model, not a curated record. The transcript is spliced from 7 exons. Gene Ontology annotation, cellular component: GINS complex. Gene Ontology annotation, biological process: DNA replication; DNA strand elongation involved in mitotic DNA replication. Bases 988 to 1473 code for a protein of 161 amino acids.